Molecule: messenger RNA, 4948 nt
Organism: Cryptomeria japonica (Japanese cedar)
Lineage: Eukaryota; Viridiplantae; Streptophyta; Pinopsida; Cupressales; Cupressaceae
Exons: 24
Coding region: 2084-4675 (863 amino acids)
Biological process (GO): transmembrane transport; chloride transport
Cellular component (GO): intracellular membrane-bounded organelle; membrane
Molecular function (GO): voltage-gated chloride channel activity
Source: RefSeq, a predicted model, not a curated record
AAAUCAGUUUUAUAACUUUUUCUAGAUAAUUCUUUAGAGCAGAGAAGAAGCUGCGAACAUUCUGGAUGCUGCUUCAAACCCUGGUGGCCCACCCUGGCGUUCUUCUACUCAAUCGAUUGCAACUGAUGACCAAGCCUUAGCUUUGCAUUCUGACGUGAAUUUCUCUGGAGCACCUUUGAGGGCAUGAAUGUUCAUCAAAUCAAUAUUUUUUUGUCAGAUGUUGUAUUUGUGACUGCCCUGGUAGCUGUGUAUGGAAAAUGUUGAAGCUCAGAUAAAGUGUAUGAACUGUUUGACUGAAUGCCUUAAAUAAAUGUUGUCUCAAUACAUUUUUAGCAAGUGCGAAUUGGCAGGCAUUAAGCUUAAUUUCAAAGAUCUUAGCGAACCGAAUUGAUUUAACCAGGUGAGUUUCUAGAAAAUUUCAUGCUUUAAGAUGAAAUGUUCUCUGCAAUUUCUCUCUCUAUUUUCUGAUGACCCAAAUUCGCAGUGUUGCUUGAGUUUGUUUGUUUUGACCACAAUUUUGUCCAUUGUACCUUGCAUCCAUUUGCUGACAAACAAACCUGUGAGGACAGACUAAUCCUAGUCUGCAAUAGUUCCAUGGCGGCGUGGAUAAGCGGGAAACUCAAAAUUAAAGAGGGGUCACAUCCAAAAUAUCUGACAAAAAGGGCUACUGUCGAAUCUUCCGCAGCUAUUCUGCCAAGAAUAAACUUUAAGGGCUAACUAUAUAAUAGCAUUGCAAAACCCUGUAUGUAUGCAGGGUCUUAAAAAACGAUGUAAUAACAAAGCAAAAAGGCGUAGGAACAUAGAAACUGUGAAAUAGAAAGCCGUUGUUGAACAUCCAGAAUGGACCAGGCGGACUUCAUGAGACUAAGGUUCUCCUCCUCUGUCAAGUGGACAUUAACAACACCGAGCACACGUCCUCUUUCCAGUUGCGUAGGUAGGAUAAGAAAGACCUCUUCUUCAAUUCUGUGAAAACCCUUGGCCAGAACGGAAAUCGGGUGGCUCUUUCUCUGGUUACGCAGCAAACUCCUGGCCAAAUUAGUCAUCGAGUACAUUACAGCAUCUGAAUUUUUAGGGUGAAGGUGUAUUAAAUUCAAUAUGCAAUGGUGGUUUAUUUUCAUUAGCUGGCUAUGUUUUUCAAUUUAUAAAUGCCCAAGGAGAAUGCCUCUAAGGAAUUUAGGAUUUUAAUUACUCUUUAUUGUAUUCUAUACAUUGGCUAAGCAGAUUACCACAAGAAAAUAAGACUCUUUUAUUGACAGGAACUUCACAGGUGCAGAUGUCCAUUUGUCCAUUUUUAUCCUUUUACAGAGUCUUUGAGUUUACAUGAUUCAUUUGUCAUUUUCUGAAUGCCUUUCCAGAUUUUUUAAAUAAAAUCUAUUCUGUGCAUAUACUACAAUCAUCGCAGUUUACGAGUAACAUUUCUUAGCGGCAUUCUAUCAAACAGUUCACUGUGCCCUGAGGCAGGGAGGAUGUUGGCAAAGGUUGUGCAAUUUGGCUUUACAACUACUGACAGGAGCUCGCUAGAUACCCUGCUUUGACUACAGCAACUUUUAUUCAUGAGUUUUUUAAACAUAUAACGGUGGUGGGGAUAAGGAGUCACGUGUCAUAGGACACGUGACAUACGAAGAGAAAAGAAGAACGUUUAUAAAGGAGAAGAAAGGCGCGAACGCAGGUUGUGGCAACUUUGGAAACUGAGGGAUUUACGUGACUAUUCAACUACCUCCCCACAAUACCAUACACAUACAUUUCACAAACCUAUCAUAACUCUUCUCAGGCGUCUCACUGUCACGGAUUCGAUUUAUUUUUCCUUUCUUUUCCAAAAGGCAAGUUAAAUUCUGGAUUCUUCAAUGAACAACUCUGGUCAAUGUUGGCAUUUGGGAAAAUUACGAGUCCUGACAAUUCCGAAUUGGAGUCUGGUAUUUUAGCGGACAAGAUAGUCUGAAUUUUGCAUUAGGUGUCUCUAGAUGCACUGAAGAUCAAGCUGGUCUAGCUGCAAAUAUUCGCAAAGGUAAAAGAAUCCCUCAAACUCAGGUUUGCGAGCGUUUGAAUCUACUUUAAUUUGGUGCAAUUUAAGGUUAAAUUGAAAAUGGAGGGAGAAGAGUGUGAAAUCGAGGAGCCUCUGAUGAGCAAAAUGGAAGCGGAAAGCGAGAGAAAGCUGCAAAUGGAAUCGGAGAGCGAGAUUAAGGUGCAAAUGGAAUCGGAGGGCGCCUGCGAGGUCAAAGCGGCGUCACAUUCGAGAUCUGAAAGACUUAGUGACGAAAUCGGCGUGGAAAGCCUCGAUUAUGCUCCCAUUCAGAGCUUUGUCUCGGCUAAGACCAAAAGAGUGUACACACGCAGGCAUUUGUACGGGUACUCAGGCCUGACACUUGCCAAAUGGACCAUAACAAUAUGCACUGGCCUUCUUGUUGGUUGUGUGGCGUAUAUAAUUUCUUGUAUCCAGGAGUUUAUCAUCAAUUACACGAAAAGUUGGACUCAAAAGAUGCUCUCUUCAAGUUUGGCAAUUUCUUUCUUCGGAUAUGCAAUCUUUUGCAUUGUGCUUGUUCUAAUAUCCAGUUGUUUAGUGCUAUACUGGGCUCCAGCAGCUGCUGGUGGUGGGGUAACUCUUGUUAUGGCUUACCUUAAUGGAAAUGAUAUACCUGAUCUGCUUCGUUUCAGAACUCUUAUUACAAAGAUUGUGGGCACCAUUUGCACAAUCACAUCUAGUCUACCGUUAGGUCAAGAAGGGCCCAUGGUGCACAUUGGUGCAGCAAUUGCUUCUACCUUGACAUGGAUGCAUGGUGAAUUUCCUAACCAGAAAAAGUACAAAGAUAAAAGAUCAUGCUGUCAUAAACUUCAUCCACAAGCAUGGCCCUUUGAUUUCCACAAUGACAAAGACCGUCGGGAGUUUAUAUCUGCUGGCACUGCUGCUGGACUGGCAGCUGCAUUUGGUUCUCCUGUAGGGGGGGUUCUUUAUUCAUUAGAAGAAGCCUCUAGCUUUUGGUCAAGAAAGGUUAUGUGGAGAUCACUAGUCUGCACAGCAGUAGCUACAAUGUUGCUAUCAUGGCUUCAUGAAGGGGAGUUCUCUUUUGUCCUUCCAGGGAGCUUGUCUUUCCAUGGGCUUCAGCCUGUAUUUCAUCUCCAGGAUCUACCUCUCUUUUUAAUUACUAGUGUAGCAGCUGGUAUCCUGGGAGCUUUCAUAAAUACAUCUCAUGGAUGGUUGGCUAGAGUCAGACCACCUUCGGCUCAUGCAAUCUCAAGGAUUGUUGAGGCCUGCAGUGUUACUCUAAUAUCUGCAGCUGUAAUUUUUAUAGUUCCAUAUUUUUUUGGCCAAUGUUUACCAGUCCCUGAGAUUAAAGCGGAUGAGGAAUUUUGGUUUGCUUAUACUUGUCCUGGACAAGAUUCAACGAGUGGAGUGAAUAUGUACAAUGAUCUUGCAACACUUCUUUUCUCAGUACCUCAUGAAACAAUUAAGCAUCUACUUCAACUGGGGAAUGAUGUGGAUCCUUACUUUACUGUAAGGAGCUUGGGUAUUUAUACUGUAUCAUUCUUGGCAAUCUUUAUCUUAGCCUAUGGAAUAGCUACCCCUGGAGGAAUUUUCAUGCCAUCGAUGAUGGUUGGAGCUUCUGUUGGAGCUCUUUUGGGUUGCUUGUUUCGCUUGAUAUUUCCAGGGGCCAACAUUCAACCUGGACUACAUGCUUUGAUUGGUGCAACUGCUCUUCUUGGAGGAGUUUUCCGAUCAUCAAUUUCUGUGGUUGUAAUCAUGGUUGAAGGGACAGCUAGUCUUGAUUUCAUUCUACCUGUAAUAAUGGCAGUGGUUGUGUCAAACUGGGUUGCUCAUCACAUUCAUCAGCAUGGUGCAUAUGAAGCUGACCUACAGCAGCUAGGACAUGUCCAUUUUCUUCAAAGUGAGCCCCCCCGUGAGCUAAUUCCCUUAACUGCGUUCAAUAUAAUGUCACCACAUGUUGUUGGAUUUGAAGAGAUAGUUCCAGUUACAGAUGUUCUGAAGGUUCUACGUAGCACAAGACACAAUGGAUUUCCUGUUUUCAAAAGUUCUUAUCUCCAUUCUGAUGAUGCUCAAGGGAAAAUGGCUGGCCUUAUUCUAAGGCAUCAACUAUUAUUACUGCUUGAGCAGCAUGCUUUUGUUGAAGUGGACCUGGCAGCAAUCAAAGACUCUGACAAGUGGCAAUUUCCAUAUUUUGGAAAUAUGGAUGCCAAACAGCUACAAGUUCUGGAAAGUGGAAUGCGAGCAUAUCACUUUUGUCACCAUCCUCAUCGUCGAGACUUGACCUCUCGACCUGAGGCCAUAGACGAAAUUGACUUAGUUGGCAUUCUAGAUUCACAAAUAGAAUAUUCUGAUGCAACCAUUAAAGGAGGCACUAUAGUAGACACAACAGAAAGACCAAGAAUGACUUUAGUGCUGGAUUUGAGACCGUUUAUGAACAGAGUUCCAUUAACUGUACGUGGUGAAUGCUCAGCACAGAGGGUGUAUGUAAUCUUCCGAACACUUGGUCUUCGACACCUUUGUGUGACUGACUCAAAUGGCAGGGUGGUCGGUAUGAUUACCAGAAAAGAUCUUGGCUUAGCUUCCAGAAAGUCCACUGUCUCCACUUCUAGAUGGAGUACCACUCUUUUGCGGUGGGACUCUGACCCAUCCCUAGAUGAAAGGACCUCCAGAGAUAUCUUGUAUUCAUUGCCUUGAAAUUAUUUAUUACCUAGUAUUCAUUCCACAUCCAAAACCACAGCAUGCAUCAAAUGUUUAUAUCAUAGAACCAUGCAUAUUUUAAGAGCACAACGCAUGUUUGGUUGUGUAGCAUAAAUACUGUGAUCACAAUCUAGAUUUAUAGAGAGUGAAGUGGAUCUCAUGUAUUGGCUUAUGUUUGUCAACAAGUCAGAAACACCCAAACAGUAAUUUGUUUUCAGAAAACUAUACUGUUUAGAUAAUGCAUAAUGCAUAAUUGUGCUUGUUUUUUCA